GCGAACAUGGUUCCAUCACAUCUGCACCGACACCGGCUGGAUGCUUGGAACAUUGACGGCCAGGAGACACUGACCACAGUCUGAGAAACACAAUGAAGCUGAAGCCUUUACUGAAGAAGCUGGCCUCGGCCACCCGUGCUAUCUUCACCUUCCUGUUUGCUCUCGUGGUCCUGGGUGUGAUGGUUUGGGCCUACAUUGAUGGUUUCCAGUUGGCGACCUCGCCGUAUGGAAUCAUCUCCUUUGGCUUCUAUGGACUUCUUCUUUCUCUGCAUGUGUUAAUCCAGAGCCUGUUUGCCUUCAUCGAACACCGACGGAUGAACGCCCGUAAAAAGCCGUGCUCUUUCACUAAAACCAUCGGCUUCACGAUAUCGGCCUACCAGGAGGACCCUGAAUAUCUGAGGGAGUGCCUCAACUCCAUCAGGGCGCUCAAGUACCCGCCGGAGCUGCUGCGCAUCAUCAUGGUGGUGGAUGGGAACACAGACGAUGAUCUGUACAUGAUGGAGAUGUUCAGGGAGGUGUUCACAGACCAGGACCCAGGCUGCUACGUAUGGAAGAACAACUACCACUCGUGGAAUCCCAUGCAGGAUGUGGAGAAGGCCACAGCUGACGGUCCACUAGUAGAAGGUGGUGACUGUGUUAUAGAAGAAGAUCCUCAGAUGAAAGAGGUGGAGCAUCUGAUCCAAACCAAGAGAUGUGUGUGCAUCAUGCAGAAAUGGGGCGGGAAGAGGGAAGUGAUGUACACAGCAUUCAAAGCUCUGGGAUCGUCAGUCGACUACAUUCAGGUGUGCGACUCGGACACCAAGCUGGACUCCUUGGCCACGGUGGAGCUGUGCAAGGUGCUGGAGAGCAACACCAAGUACGGUGCCGUGGGCGGAGACGUGAUGAUCCUCAACAUGCAGGAUUCCUACAUCAGCUUCAUGAGCAGUCUGAGAUACUGGAUGGCCUUCAACAUCGAGAGGUCCUGUCAGUCCUUCUUCAACUGUGUCUCCUGCAUCAGCGGCCCUCUGGGUCUGUACAGGAACGACAUUCUCCAGCAGUUUCUGGAGUCUUGGUACAAUCAGAAGUUUCUAGGAACUCACUGCACGUUCGGUGAUGACAGACAUCUCACCAACAGGAUGCUGAGCAUGGGAUAUGCCACGAAAUACACAGCUCGCUCCAAAUGCUACACAGAGACACCUGCACAGUUCCUGCGCUGGCUCAACCAACAGACACGUUGGACCAAGUCCUACUUUCGUGAGUGGCUGUACAACGCCAUGUGGUGGCACAAGCACCACCUGUGGAUGACCUACGAGUCCAUCGUCUCAGGUAUCUUCCCCUUCUUUGUCACUGCCACCAUCAUCCAACUGUUCUGGACCGGCUCUCUGUGGGACAUCCUGUGGGUCCUGUGCUGCAUCCAGCUGAUUGGGCUGGUGAAGGCAGCGUACGCCUGCAUUCUGCGCAGAGACGUCGUGAUGGUGUUCAUGUCGCUCUACUCGGCUCUGUACAUGACCAGCCUGCUGCCGGCCAAAUACUUUGCCAUAAUAACCAUGAACAAAAGCAGCUGGGGGACGUCAGGCAGGAAGAAGAUCGUGGGGAACUACAUGCCCCUGCUCCCCCUGUCAGUGUGGGCGGCCAUUUUAUUGGGAGGACUCGUUUACACAAUCUACAAGGAAAGUCAGCUGGACUGGUUAACCCCCGCGAAGCUGGAGGAAACAAAGUUUCUGGUUUUUGGACUGGUGGCCUACAUCUGCUACUGGCUGUUCAUGGUGUUCCUCUACUGGGUGUGGUUCCGCAGGUUAUGUAGAAAACGUUCACAAACCUACUCAGUGACUGUCUAGAUCAGGGUUGUCAAACAUAUGGCCCGUGGGCCAAAACUGGGCCACUAGGGGGUUCAAUCAAGGCCUCGCCUGACAAAAUGCACAAACACGUCACGUUGGUGAUGUUUUGUCAAAUUAUUUACCAUAAACUACUACUUAUUUCCAGAAAAACAAAGGAAAACAUGGACUUACUGUUAUUUAUAAGUAAUUAUGUUAUGAUUGUAUUGGUCCGGCCCUGUUGACAUCUACUCAGGCUGUAUGUGGCCGCUGAACCAAAAUGAGUUUGACACGUGUGGUCUACAUCAAUCAUGUCAAGCACAAAAAAAGGGAAAGA
Messenger RNA from Cynoglossus semilaevis (tongue sole), 2130 nucleotides. RefSeq names its product hyaluronan synthase 1 (gene has1). The transcript has 5 exons. Gene Ontology annotation, cellular component: plasma membrane. The coding region runs from base 93 to 1817 and encodes 574 amino acids. Gene Ontology annotation, molecular function: hyaluronan synthase activity. Lineage: Eukaryota; Metazoa; Chordata; Actinopteri; Pleuronectiformes; Cynoglossidae. The record is from RefSeq and is a predicted model, not a curated record. Gene Ontology annotation, biological process: extracellular matrix assembly; hyaluronan biosynthetic process; polysaccharide biosynthetic process.